This is a messenger RNA of Aethina tumida (small hive beetle), 1403 nucleotides long. Its product is annotated as glycoprotein-N-acetylgalactosamine 3-beta-galactosyltransferase 1. Gene Ontology annotation, molecular function: N-acetylgalactosaminide beta-1,3-galactosyltransferase activity. Bases 194 to 1216 code for a protein of 340 amino acids. The record is from RefSeq and is a predicted model, not a curated record. NCBI's taxonomy places the organism in Eukaryota, Metazoa, Arthropoda, Insecta, Coleoptera, Nitidulidae. Gene Ontology annotation, cellular component: membrane. The transcript has 5 exons.
CUCUAGUCAAGGCCUUUCAUAAUUUCAUAGAAUCACGUAUUUUUUAUCGUUCGUUCAUAAAAAUGGUAUGAAAAACAACAUGGAAAACAAUAAAUGCAGCCAGUUAUUAUUAUCACCAUAAUCUUAUUUAAUUACUGAUAACAGAUUGGGCUCAUUUAAAAUCAUGAUCCAGUUUUGUGAACACAGAUAAAGAAUGGUUUAUCUGAGAGGAACUCCACAUGCUGCCGCAGUCCUCUUUACUGGUCUCAUGAUUGGUUUUCUCGUCGCCUACAUGAUUCUAGUACCAAGAUCGAGGCACUCUGUAUCCGACCCCCAUUCACAUCUGGACAUGGAGGACGAGAACGAACUGGAAACGAAUAUGAAUGUCAUCCGCGAGCAUCACGACGAAAUUGAUAACACCAUCGCCAAAGAGCUGGAAAAAAAAGUGAAAGUGUUGUGCUGGGUGAUGACAGGCCCGAAAAAUCAUGAGUCGAAGGCGAAACAUGUGAAGGCAACGUGGGGAAAACGGUGCAACAUGUUACUAUUCAUGAGUUCAAAAGAAGAUAACAAUUUGCCGGCGGUCGGGCUUCCAGUGGGUGAAGGAAGGGAGAACCUUUGGGCCAAAACUAAGGAGGCUUUUAAAUUUCUCUAUGAUAAUUAUUUGGAUAAAUACGAUUGGUUUAUGAAGGCCGACGACGAUACAUACGUGAUCGUGGAAAAUUUGAGACGCCUGCUUGAACCUUAUAAUCCCGACGAAGGUCACUAUUUCGGGCUUAGAUUUAAACCUUAUGUUGAACAUGGUUAUAUGAGCGGGGGAGCUGGCUAUGUACUUAGCAAAAAAUCGGUCCAAAAAUUUGUUGAAGAAGCGUUACCAAAUGGAAAGAAGUGCAAGAGUUCAAACAGCGGAUCAGAAGAUGUGGAAUUAGCCAAGUGUUUAACAAAUGUAGGUAUCUAUGCAGAAGAUACAAGAGAUGAAGAUGGCAGCUAUAGAUUUUUUGCCUUCAAUCCAGAACAUCAUCUCACACAUAAACGCGAUGAUGCAUUUUGGUAUUGGAAGUUUAUUUUCUAUGAACAGCCCACUGGGAUAAGUUGUUGUUCAGAUUAUGCGAUUAGUUUUCACUACAUCAAGCCUAGCCAGAUGUAUGUUUUAGAUUAUCUCGUUUACCAUCUUAGACCGUAUGGUAUAGAUUCUAUUAGCAAACCCAACGAAAGAAAGAAGGCGAGCAACACCGCGUGACGAAAAUUAUGAUGAAAAUUAAGUGAUAUGUAUAAAACUUUAAUCUACUACCAAAGAGUAAAAGAGAAAAAGAAACAAAUAAUAUAAUGUUCAAUGGUUUAAUCUUUAUAUAUUUGUACUCUUGGAUGAUACAUAUUAUGAACUAUUUUAGUUCUAAGACUGAAAAUAUUAAAUUAUUAAAAUAUUA